AACAGCAAUGGCUUCUUUAAACGAUUUGAGGCAGACUGCUUUGACCUGUAGAGGUCACACUCGACCUGUGACCUAUUUGGCAUUCAGUGACGUCACGGCUGACGGAUACUUCUUGGCCAGUGCGUGCAAAGAUGGACGAGCGAUGUUGCGACUGGGUUCAACUGGAGACUGGAUCGGGACCCUGGAGAAGCACAAGGGGGCAGUGUGGUCCAUUGCUCUGAACUCACUCGCCACUCGGGCAGUGACUGCCUCUGCUGACCACACUGUGAAGAUAUGGGACUUGCUGAAUGGAAACGAAAUCCACCAACUUGAUCACAAGGGCAUCGUGAAGUCAGUUGCGAUGUCGAAGAAUUCAAACCGGGUGAUAACGUGCGGCCAGGACAAAAAUAUCUUGAUGUACCGUCUGGAUCGCAUCACUCAGUCCAGCCCGGAGGAGUUUGAGGGUCCUGAGGUUGGUUCGCGUCAUGUGAUCUAUGGACCCUCGGAAAGGGAGAUUUAUGUUGCAAGCGAGGACGGCGGACUCACCUUGACCGAUCUUAGAACUGGAAGUAUUGUGUCGACACACACGUUUCCUGACGUCAUCAAGGACAUGCGCUUCAACCCUGCCAAGAACAGUCUGUUGUUGUGCCACGGACUCCAGGCGGAUGAGUGGGACAUCCGGACAACAUCAGUGUCGAAGAGCUUCAAAGUGAAUUCAGGAGUGCUAAGUGGAGAUUAUCACCCAACCGAGAACAUAGUCACUUUGGGUUGCGAUGACCACAAGCUCUACAAAUACUCCUCCUUCGACACCGAGAACUUCGAAAUCAGUCGAGGUCAUUUUGGACCAAUUCAUGCCGUUCGAUACUCGCCGGACGGAGAACUUAUCGCCAGCGGAUCGGAAGACGGCACUGUGCGUCUUUGGCAACACAACGUCGGCAAAACUUAUGGACUGUGGAAGGGCGUGUUCAACGGUACACUGCCUUCGAGCUAUGCAAUAAGCGGAACCACCCGCUACAACAGCGCAGCGCCACCGUUCGUGCCGUCGGGACUGGUGACCGGCGGGGCGGUUGACGAGGCAUUCUGCGAGGAGGACGAAGAAGCAGAUAUCUCGAACAGUAUUUCGCUGCCAGAUAAGGACUCGCAGAAUAACGAGGAUACUCUGAAUGAUCAAGUGGUUGGAGCUGAUAAACUGGCUGCAGGCGACAAUGAUAAGGAAUCGGACGAGGCGAAGAAAGAUGCGCCGAGUGCUUUCGGAGAUGUGCCUUCAGCUGAGAAAGAUAAAGAUGUCGCGGCUGAAAAAGACAAGAAUGAAAAAGAAAACACUGCUUAGCCUGUCCGGACUCGUGAUGAAGAAAACGUAUUAAAUGUUGAUUUACACAAACAAUUGCCAGUUUUUUGUUGUUUUACUGCUUAUUUAAAGUCACAGCCCAGCUCUGACAUGAAAUUAUUUCAAAAGUGAGUUAAUUUGACCUAAAUUUGAAUUUUUGGCUAAAGCCUUAACGUAAAGCUACACUCAUUUAUUUAUUGUAGCUCUACAAAUCAUUUACAUGCAAAGUUCUCACUUUGUUAAUUUGACCUUUGUUUUUCUGUUAAUAUUUGUAGCGUGCAGUCUAAAGGUAGCUUGAGUUUCAGCAGGUGUUUGAUUGACCUUCAAAAGGAACUUCCGUGGGUUACUUGCCAUUGAUGGAGUGAUAACUAGUUGUAUUCCAGUUUAUAAAUAUAACUUUAAAAAUUCUCAACCAAACGAGGUGCUAUGUAAAUUAGAUGAUCUACUCCUUUGAUAUUUUAUUGCCUCGCAAAUUAUAAAUUGAAUUCAAUUUUGU
Messenger RNA from Symsagittifera roscoffensis, 1802 nucleotides. Its product is annotated as serine-threonine kinase receptor-associated protein-like. The record is from RefSeq and is a predicted model, not a curated record. Gene Ontology annotation, cellular component: SMN complex. The coding region runs from base 8 to 1309 and encodes 433 amino acids. Gene Ontology annotation, molecular function: RNA binding; protein binding. Gene Ontology annotation, biological process: spliceosomal snRNP assembly. NCBI's taxonomy places the organism in Eukaryota, Metazoa, Xenacoelomorpha, Acoela, Convolutidae. The transcript has 6 exons.